This is a messenger RNA of Pungitius pungitius (ninespine stickleback), 1195 nucleotides long. It is a transcript of the gene nppc, whose product is annotated as natriuretic peptide C. Gene Ontology annotation, molecular function: hormone activity. The record is from RefSeq and is a predicted model, not a curated record. Gene Ontology annotation, cellular component: extracellular region. Lineage: Eukaryota; Metazoa; Chordata; Actinopteri; Perciformes; Gasterosteidae. Gene Ontology annotation, biological process: receptor guanylyl cyclase signaling pathway; cGMP biosynthetic process. Bases 276 to 641 code for a protein of 121 amino acids. The transcript has 3 exons.
UCAUUUAGGCUAAUUAACCCCUGGCAUGAGAGGCAGGUAGAGAAAACAGCGAGUUGGCGAGGAAGGGGGACCAUUACGCAGGUUAUCAUGACAUCACCGCUAGUUGGCUAUAAAGUGCUGAGGACCAAUACACAGAGUUGGAGAAGCACUUGAGCAGCUUUGGAGUAAAGGACGGACUGUAGCCUCUUGUGUUUAACAGCUGUUCGGCUUCAGCUACCGUCUCUCUCUGAACUUCAGCAGCAGAAUCUCUUUGAGAGAAAACACGACUUGGCGAAAUGAACUUGUCCUACUUGGUAGCGUGUGGACUUGUGGUCACCCUGCUUUCAGUGAGGAUGGGGGCAAAACCUGUGUCUCAGGCGCAACAGAAGUCUCUACGAAGUUUGCUGGGCGAGGAGCUGGCGGAGUUUCUGGAGUCGGAGGAGAAGGAGAGGCGGCUAGACGCUGUGCGCUCUCGGAUACGGUUACUGCGAGAUUUACGCAUGGACACCCGGGCCAAAGGGAUGUGGGCUCGUCUCCUAAACGACCAACCUGCACCUAGGAGACACAAAUCGGGAAACAAGAAAGGGGGUUCCACGUCACGGAGUGGCUGCUUCGGACACAAGAUGGACAGGAUAGGAACCAUCAGCGGCAUGGGUUGCUAGGGUCGGAGCAGCACUUUUCUGAUUUCUGGACGAUGGGUUGAAAAACAAAGGUUCCGUUUGUUCUCACCUGAGAGAGAAGAAGAAAAGCUCAACAAGUGACAGAUUUUCGGUACGAAAGUCUACACGACCAGCAUAAACAAAGACUGAGAUGAUGAUGCUACCAAACCCUCGUAUAAAUUGAUAUAUAUGAUAAAUAUGCAGGUAUAUAUACAUAUAUACAUAUGUGUAUACCAUACAAAGAAUCAACUGAUGCAUACAUAGAAGACGGCGGACAUUAGUGUAAAAACUACAAACCGUAAAGCUGUAUAUUGUGGCUGCUGAUGCACAUUCAUCUCCCCCUACAUAAAUGUAUUUAUGUUUUAAAAAAUAUUUAUAUGUUUAUAAAAAAAGAGAUAUUUAUAAAUAUGAGUUUUAUUUAUGUAAUGUUUGGAAAAUUGGUGCAAACUGCAGGUCAAUUCUGUUUGUAACUUUUUUCUUUUGUUCAACAUAGUUGUAAAUGUUUUCAUAAAUGAUAAAAAGAACAUUCCAUGUGCACUUAUAUGUAUCCUCUUGGG